AAAGCAGCGCGUAUCUGGCCCGCCUCAACCCCAGGUCCCAUACUUGCACGCGAUCAUCGGCGGCCAGUACAGCUUUGCACGGUAUACCUACUUCCCAUAGCUGGACUGAUCUACUGGCCACCGAUUGUCCCCGUUUUUCGAUAGUUGCCGUAGGUGUAUGUAUGUAGUUAGCUAGGUAGGUAGGUAGGUAGGUAUGUAUGUCUUGAGACUCGGUCACGAGCCCCGCCGAAAUGCGAGGGUAACACCCCAACUCCCCUCGAUGGAGAUGGAGAUGUACGCACAACUACCUAGUGUUGUUGCGCGGUACUCUAGAAUCAAAUAAUCCCGCUGAAGCUUAUGGGUAUUGGCUUGCAGAUAUCUUUGCGAACGACCAGAGAACCCCCAACCCAUGGGACUUGUGGCGACCUGUCUGGGAUUUGCUCGGAUACUCUCUCGGAGAAGUAGGAGAACGACCCGAGGGCCAAGAACGACGUUCUGCAGAGUGAUGUAACUAUAACCUUAAUCUCCUUGUCCUGGGUCAACCUCCAUUUUGAGUUCCAGGGUCAGCGGUUAAGGGGAUUGCCGAUGGUAUGCUUCGUGACUUCUCCGUCAAAUCCAGAUAUCGUGUACUAUAGAGAGCACGACGAUAGUUAGGUCCGCUGUGUUCGUGAGGGGGUCUACCCCUCUGAGCCUUUCUGACAGGAAUGGCCGUCGCAUUUCCGUGGGGAAAUGUUUGGAAGUCCGCGUGUUUUAAAACUAACGUUUGCCUUCGCGCACCUAAAUAUCAUGCCGCAUGUCAAGCUCGCAUUUACUGUAUGCGUGGUUGACGGGUGGCAAAUAUUCCUGGGGAAGAUGUUCUAUGUACCUAAUGAGUAUAUUGGGAAUAUUGGGUUCAGGACAGCGACGUUGACUUUGAACAUACAUCUCGUGGCCUGUCAUCCGUGGUUCAGGUCACCGAAUACGUGUGGGAUCACAUGCCGUCACUCGGCGUUCCGAACUACACGUUCAGAUCCACGUGUUUCCAUGUCAUCUUACAGUACAUGUACAUAGUUGUAAGAUGGUCAUAGUUAAGUUUUGCAGUCUUGGUCUUGCACAAAUAACUAAACCUGUUUCUUUUUAACCGAAGGAAGAGAGAAUGGGGCAAGUCCGAAACCCUAUGGUUCGCUUAAACCACCGUCUGUGUUAACAUCAGUACCAAAUAUACACGCUCGCUAGUACUAGUUAGAAGGCUCAGUGGAAGGGAAUAGGCGCAGCGUCUCUUAGUGCUUUACGAGAUUUGCCGUCAAUGUUGUUAGUUAUGUGGUAAUUACAAUUUGGAAAUGUUACCAUAGUCGAUCAAGAUGGGGCAGGUGGCAAGCAGUUCAUAUCUGUUAUUAGUAGUCUGAUACCAUUACACAACCCAUCUGACUACCAAUUGCCGAUUGACUUCAUCAGGUAAUCAGGGCAAUUUCACUUCCAGGGCCAGGACACGACUUUCCC
Messenger RNA from Xylaria bambusicola, 1458 nucleotides. RefSeq lists its product as uncharacterized. The transcript has a single exon. NCBI's taxonomy places the organism in Eukaryota, Fungi, Ascomycota, Sordariomycetes, Xylariales, Xylariaceae. The coding region runs from base 709 to 1029 and encodes 106 amino acids. The record is from RefSeq and is a predicted model, not a curated record.